This is a messenger RNA of Truncatella angustata, 1982 nucleotides long. RefSeq lists its product as uncharacterized. Lineage: Eukaryota; Fungi; Ascomycota; Sordariomycetes; Amphisphaeriales; Sporocadaceae. The transcript has 2 exons. Gene Ontology annotation, molecular function: FAD binding. The coding region runs from base 207 to 1730 and encodes 507 amino acids. The record is from RefSeq and is a predicted model, not a curated record.
CCGAGUCCGUGAGGUCCCUCACUUCUCGGCGUUCCCGCCAACCACGCCUGUGUGAAAAUGAUAGAUUCCUUUGUAAUGAUUGCGCAAGGCUACGUAGAGACCGUUCUUUCUCGGACCCGUCUCUAGUCAUUGAGCCUCAGCACCUACAUUCCUUACCCCUGAAUUCCCCGGCCAAUUUGGCCAGGUGACGUCCACCAACGUAAACAAUGGCCGAGGACCAGAAGCCCUUCCACAUCAUCGUGGCCGGCGGCGGCCUGGUGGGCUUGAGCGCCGCGCACAUCUUCCAGUCCCUGGCCGCGACGCUGUCCGCAAGCUCGUCGCGCCCCGUCGUCAGGUUCACGGUCCUGGAAGCGCAUCCCAGCGUGACCCCCUACAUCGGCUCGCUGCUGCUCUUCUAUCCGUCCACCUUUCGUGUCUACGACCAGCUGGGCCUCCUCUCGGCCCUGAGGCCGCUGGUCGACGAGACGAACUUCUAUGUUAAUUUCCGUGCCGAAGAUGGCAGCGUGCUGUGCAGGGAGACGGGGCUGGCUGAUAUGGCCGAGCGCCGACACGGCCACGGCUUCAGGGUGGUCCACCGGCCCGUCUUUGUGGAGUGCUUGUACGAGAACCUGAGCCAGGAGAGCAAAUCAAGCGUGCUGCUCGGGAAGCGCGUGGUGGGCGCCCAGGUCGACGACGAGGGCGUCAAGGUGACCUGCCAAGACGGCACCGUGGUGGAGGGCGACAUCUUGAUCGGCGCGGACGGCGUGCGGAGUCGGGUCAGGAGCGCCAUGCAGCAACUCAAGGCGAAGGCGGAGGAGGAUCCGGAGGCUGCCGCGGAAGAGGCCGAGCGGGCGAAAAACGACAAGAGCCCGUAUCUCGCGAGCUUCCGCAUGCUGUUCGGAAACGCGCCUAUCCCUCCCGGCCUGCCGAACGAGACGAAUUUCGAAGGUGCACACCCGGGUAUCUCGACGCAGAUCCUCACGGGCACGAAGCAGGCGUGGUGGGCCGUGUACGAGCAGUUGGAAACGCCGACCCGAGACCGUGCGCGGUAUACCGAAGACGACAAACAGAAGCUCGUAGAGAAAUGGGGUCAUCUCCACAUGACGCCGGGCUACACCCUGAACGACAUCAUCUCCAAGCACAACAGGGGCCCGCUCGGCCUGAUCAACCUCGAGGAGGGAUUGGUGGACACGUGGACCUGGGACCGCAUUGUGCUCGUGGGCGACGCGGUGCGCAAGGUUGAGCCGCACGCGGGCCUAGGCUUCAACCAGGGCCUGACGGACAUUGUGACUAUCGCGAACAAGCUGCACGGCCUUUUGAAGUCGAGCGGGCCGGCACCCAGCGCCGACGACCUGAGGAGGAUCUUCGAGGAGUACCAGGGGGAGAGGCUGGAGGUCAUGCCGACCAUCGACCGGGUGUGCAGGAGGAGGGCGCGGCAGGUCGCGUGGCCGCACUGGGGCUUCAGAGUCUAUGCGACGUGGGUACUGCCCUAUGUGCCCCUGGCGCGCCUCGGCCUGAAAUACGUGAUGGGGCCGGUCAUCAAGAAGACGCCAGUCCUGGAGUGGCUCGAAGAACAAAACCUGCCCGCCCACGAGAUCGAAUAUGAGCAUCAAGGACUCCAAGACUCGAAACUGAGCACGCAAGCUGUGGUAGGCAAGGGCGAGCACAAGUAUGGCCUGCCUUUGGUCACCGCGGCCGGGCUACUGGCAGGACUGGCGGUUGUGGGCUGGAGGUAUUACCCUAGAAUAUAGAGGUUGGUCCAAGUUUGGAAAGCAAGGCGCGUCAGGUUCGAACAGGAGACCGUGGGCUGUGAUCAAGCCCGGGUAUUUCCAAUUCAUCGUCGGGCGCCAUAAUAUAUCCAUGUGCUUUAUGAGAUCUGUGCGCAUGCAUGUACAUUUUCGUCGGCUUGCACGGCCGCUGGCAACAUACAAUCUUUUCGCUUCAUCUCAAACCAUAAGACGAGAUCGUCGGAUCUGGUUGGGGGCGCGACAAGUGCCAGUUAC